Ixodes scapularis (black-legged tick) is the source of this 495-nucleotide messenger RNA. Its product is annotated as salivary cystatin-L2-like. The record is from RefSeq and is a predicted model, not a curated record. The transcript is spliced from 3 exons. The coding region runs from base 30 to 428 and encodes 132 amino acids. Lineage: Eukaryota; Metazoa; Arthropoda; Arachnida; Ixodida; Ixodidae. Gene Ontology annotation, molecular function: cysteine-type endopeptidase inhibitor activity.
UUCACAACUGUCGAGAUUCGCCUUCCAAGAUGACUUCCUCCCUCGCUUUGGUGCUUCUGUUCGGCGGCGCGGCAGUCUGCGCCGAACUCGCCCUUAGAGGGGGAUACCGCGAGAGGUCGAACCAGGAUGACCCAGAGUACCUGGAACUCGCCCACUACGCUACGUCCACUUGGUCCGCUCAGCAGCCCGGCAAGACUCACUUCGACACCGUAGUCGAAGUGCUGAAAGUCGAAACGCAGACGGUUGCUGGCACCAACUACAGACUGACGCUUAAGGUGGCCGAGUCCACCUGUGAACUCACGUCCACCUACAAUAAGGACACCUGCCAAGCCAAUGCAAAUGCGGCGCAGAGGACUUGCACGACUGUCAUUUACCGGAACCUGCAAGGAGAGAAGUCCAUUAGCUCCUUCGAGUGUGCGGCCGCAUAAAUGCCCAGCUGCCAUAUUUGAAUCUCACUGUACAUCGCGGAAUGAUUAAAUGGUCUUUGAAUCGUUC